AUGAACGAAUAUCAAUCUAGUUUCUUAGUUAAUAAUAUAUGCGUCUUCAUUAAUUCUGGAAACAAUCCCAUGAUCAAAAGUCAGGUGAUCGAUGAUUCACGACAACUUAUCGAACUUCCAUUCCCACCAGUGAUUAAUUCUCGUGAUUUGGUUAUUUUACACCCCGACGGUCGUGUUCCUAACACCCCUAAUGCCUUUAUUAUCUAUAGAAAGCAAUUUGUUGAAACGGCUCGUGCUGGUGGUUAUAAUUUACCAAUGAAUAUAAUCUCUUCAAUGGCAUCUCGAUCAUGGGAACAAGAAUCUGAAGAGGUAAAGAAUGAAUACAAGAGAAUCGCGAAAGAAGCAUUCAAUUAUCGUAAUGAAUUAUUUCCUAAAGUAAAACCUCAAAGGAAAAGAGACCAAUGGAGGACUGUUUCAUUCGAUAAACCUUCUACUCGUAAAGUUAGAAUGCCUAAAUCUAUAAAAACUACUAAUAACCCCACAAAACAUCAGCAACUUAAUAAAUCGAAAGUUACUCCCGAAUUACCUAGUGAUUUAAGUGAUAUCGACAUGAAUUCACCAAUAUUUAACCUUGAUUUAUUUGCAGAUUGGGCCGAUUUCCUUAGAAAUCAAAAUGCUUAUCCAAGUUCUGACUUAUCAACAACUUCUAGCAACUAUAAUUCUCCCAAUAUAAAUGACUUUUUAAAUUUAGAAACCUCUUCCUCAACUCACUGUUUUGAUUUACCAAUUCAAACAGACCAACAAGUUAGUGAUGAUAUCAUAAAUAACUUUUUAUUCGUUGGUGAAAACCAAUCCUAUAUCUAUGAUAAUCAGUAUGAGCUUGGGAUUUUUGAUACCACUAAUAAAAUUUCUGAAAUAAACUCAUAUGAAAUAUUUAAUAUACUAAACAUGCAAAUUUCAGACAAUUUGACCAAUUCUAUCGAUCAAUUAUUCACAUUUUAA
Molecule: messenger RNA, 942 nt
Organism: Scutellospora calospora
Lineage: Eukaryota; Fungi; Glomeromycota; Glomeromycetes; Diversisporales; Gigasporaceae
Source: the annotation of a GenBank genome assembly